AUGGAGCUAAACGUCUUGAAAUGCGUCGUCAUCUCCUACAAACGUGGUGCAGCUCCAGUCCGACAUGAUUAUGUCCUCAAUGGAUCUACACUGAAGAGAGUGAACAAAGUACGCGAUCUCGGAGUGACAAUGACCCCUUCGCUCAACUCUCAAGAGCAUAUUGUCCACAUUACAGCCAAAGCAAGUUCUCUGCUCGGGUUCAUAUUCAGAUCGACUAGGAACUUCAACUCGCUUUUCACCUUGAUCACGCUCUACAAGUCCCUGGUACGCCCGCUGCUGGAGUAUGGGUAUAUCGUCUGGUCUCCCUUCCAGAGAAACCAUGUCAACGAAUUGGAGAACAUUCAAAGCCGCUUCAUACGGAUGCUUGGACCGAGACUUGGGUUUACCUACCGCACCACCCCGGUUGACGAUGUGGAGAAGUCCUUCGCUCUUCUACCUCUAUCACUCCGACGUCAUCAUGCCGACAUCAUUCUGCUCUACUGGUAA
Messenger RNA from Homalodisca vitripennis (glassy-winged sharpshooter), 486 nucleotides. RefSeq lists its product as uncharacterized. Bases 1 to 486 code for a protein of 161 amino acids. The record is from RefSeq and is a predicted model, not a curated record. Lineage: Eukaryota; Metazoa; Arthropoda; Insecta; Hemiptera; Cicadellidae. The transcript has a single exon.